UUCAUGUUGAAAACCAUAUAGACACAAGCGGAUACUGUUGACCAACACAAGACAUUUGUCGUUCCGGGGUCUCAACAAGUGUGAACAAUAUUGCCAAGACACCAGCAAGCUUCCCGCAGCACUCCUACCAAGGUGCAUCCGCCGCAACGACGACGACAACACGCAUAUCGAUACGCAUGAACCCCUCCUAAUACAAAUUCGCCGACCAUCCACUCUCUUCGCUCCAUCAAGUCAGACUCAGACUCUCGUCAAGACACGCCUCAACCUCCAUUGAUACCAUCUAUAGCGUUUCACCGCACCCCCACUCGUUGUUGUGACGACCCAUCAGACUUGCGGAGGACGAUUUGACCGCCUGUGACCAGUUGAACAUCGAUAUGGCAUGUUACCAUUACGACUGUAGCGUGUUGAGUCCAUGAUAAGGCCCAAGAGUUGACACAAUGCCUCCCGAACGACAAAAUAAUGCCAAUCCGGCGCGCCCAUUGAUGCCAACGCUGGCUUCAUCUAGGACUGCUCGGACUCCCAUCACACCACGCCUUGCUGCUGCAGCUCAGCCUACGACAGGUGGUAUGCGGCGGAACGACAGAUCAGACAUAACUUCAGCGCCGAACACGAUACUGCCGUCCUCGUCCGUAACACCAGCAAACAAGAAAUCCCUCAAUAGUAACAUUACACCCCGUUCUUCCGACCGAAGAUCACGCGCCGGUAGCACUCAGUCAACAUCCAACGAUGCCUCAAUACACUCUCCACCGAUGGCCAGUCGGCCUGUAUCAGGAUUCGAUGGUUACAGGAGAGAUACAGGGAACAGCUACACCGGCUCAAGCUUAGCAGCAGCAGCACCAGUCGGUGGUGGAAGAUCUCGCAGUGUCAUAGGCCCUGGCAGCGCGCAAGCCGGCAAAAUGAGGAGCCGCUCGCCCCAUUCCACCUUGUCUGGGAUCGCUGGAUCCGAGUCGGGCGCGCGAGAAGAUCAGUCGAUGUUCUUCCACGCCGAUGAAGCAAGAUCGCAACGUGCUGCGGUAGCACCCCCAGUGCCGAGUGCACCAGUACAGAAGAAGCCUACAUUUUUCUACGCUGAUGGAAGGAGGGAGACUGGCUUUGUGGAGCCUGUCGGGGUUCCGUCGCCUCCUUUGUCAAGUCUAGGAAGAAACAAUCUUUCACCUCCGUCACAAUUCUUCCUGGCAAGUGAUGCUCCGGUUUGCAAGCCGAGUAGUAUACAUCCCGCGGCGUCUCCCCCUUCCGCUCUUCCCGAACCCAACAUACAGGCUCCACAAUCCAGAGCACUGGCUUUGAGAUCACCUUCGCCGGAGAAAAUUAACAUCCAUCUGUCUUAUCGCAAAGGCGCAUCGCAGAUCAUGAGACCGAACGGCCACCGACCGUCGCCCGUAUCGAUCCUAUCAAGCGAGCAUUUGACUAGACGUCGCUCGAGCACUGAUUCUCCUCUUGCAAAAUCUUCGCAUGCAAAGACCAGUAGCUUGUCCUCGAUUGAUUCCAUCAACUCACCUCCUCGUCUACACGAAGGCAAGGUCGAAUCCACCUCACCUACAACACCACUAAGAGCUAACAUAGCCAAAAAUUUCACGGAAAAAAGUACCGGUCGGCCGUCGUUGGACUCCAACUUGUCAUUGCCUAGCGAGAGUCAGGUGGCGAUGUCUGAGGACCAUGUUUCGGGGCCCCAAAGUCCGACUGCACCGUUGCAGAGUGGAAAUAGUCUGCAAAAGAUGAACGAGCUUGCAGCCAAUGCUAGGCGUGAGAGGAAAGUACUGGAUCUUGAGAUUAGCAAUUCGUCCCUCCUUGCUAUCAAUCGACAAUUAGAACGAGAAGUUCGAAAACAGAAGGCGGAACUACGACGUUAUAGGCGACUAAGUCGAGCGGGUAGGUUCUCAACUAGUACCGCCCGUACCUCGUCGGGCGAGUAUUUCGACAUCGAUGACAGCGAGAGCCUGGACAUAUUAAAUGAAGUCGAUGAGGAUGCGGAAGAGGAUGAGGAUGAGGAACAGUCUUUGAGCGAAUCAUCUGCCGAAGAUGAAGAUUUAUCGCCCGAUGCUCUUGCUGAGCGCGAUGCACGACAUGCGUUUAAAGACGAAAAACGAUUGCAGCUCGAUCUGUCGAGGCAUAAAGAACUUUUGGUGGACUCUCAGAAGAUGAACCAAAGUCUAAAGCGUUGCCUGGGCUGGACAGAGGAGCUUAUUGCUGAAGGGAGGAAAGCGCUGGAGUACAAAGUCAAGGUUUCAGACGUAAAACUUGGUGGUCGUGUGCUUCAGGCAACGGAGCAUGAAAACGACUACAACGAUGAUGACGAGGAAAAUGAUCCUACGAUCGGUUCUGGUGGAGCUCUGUUGAGCCCAUGGAUCCCGAGUUCUGAGAUGCAAGAAGAUCAGAUAAAUGCUUUAUUGACAUCCAUCAACGCGGCUCGUACAGAUCGAGAUAGUGGUAUCGAACUCGAGCUCCCCCAGACCCGAAAAGACCAACUAGAGCUAUCAUAAGCUGCUCAGUAGGCUUUUUUCCACGACAGGUCUUUAAGAUCUACACCACUUCCACAGACACAUCAGGUUCGCUUUCCUUUGUUAACGCAAACAGCUUGACUCUUCGGGCUUGCAGGAUCCUCUGGCGUUGAGUAAUGAGCUGGUAGGGGACCACGAGGAAGGCACAGCUGGACUGGAGCGAUCAUAUUACGGGUGAACAUUUUUCGAGGCAUAGUUUGACUCAUGGCGGAACCACUACCUUUGUUUGUUGCUUGUUGACCCUGUACAAUUUGGCCGGUACAUUGAACGCACCCAUACCCCAUGAUACCCCCUAUUCAUAGUCUAUCUCUUGAUAGACCAGUCAAGAUUAUAUAGCUGACGGUCUGUACAUAGUCACUCUACUGUCAGAGCAAUAGACUGU
Messenger RNA from Pseudovirgaria hyperparasitica, 2880 nucleotides. RefSeq lists its product as uncharacterized. NCBI's taxonomy places the organism in Eukaryota, Fungi, Ascomycota, Dothideomycetes, Acrospermales, Acrospermaceae. The transcript has a single exon. Bases 438 to 2480 code for a protein of 680 amino acids. The record is from RefSeq and is a predicted model, not a curated record.